UAAGAAGAAUGAUGUUAGUUUAUAGCACAAGAAGAAAAAGCAACCGCCCCCUUUGUCGCUAGUCAGUGCUAGUGGCCUCAAUGGAUCAGAAGAUUCCCUAUGACGACUACCAGCUCCCGGUGGUCUUCCUGCCCUCUUACGAGAACCCACCAGCAUGGAUUCCUCCUCAAGAGCGAAUUCGCCACCCUGACUACAACAACGAGCUGACCCAGUUCCUGCCCCGCACAGUGGUCUUGAAGAAACCCCCUGGAGCGCAACUCGGCUUCAACAUCCGUGGUGGCAAAGCCUCGCAACUGGGAAUCUUCAUAUCCAAGGUGGUCCCGGACUCUGACGCCCACCGAGCGGGACUGCAGGAAGGAGACCAAGUUCUUUCCGUCAACGAGGUGGACUUUCAAGACAUAGAACAUUCCCGAGCAGUGGAGAUUCUCAAAACUGCGCGAGAAAUCCUGAUGAGGGUCCGCUUCUUCCCUUACAAUUACCAGAGGCAGAAGGAGAGGACCGUCCACUAGGUGGCGGCAGAGAGACACUAUCAUGUUUUCGUGCCAUUGACGGUGAUAGACAUCCAAUCCCGGAUCAAACGGAUCGGACGUUUAUCGCAGUCAAUGACUUAAUGUAGCUCUUGCAGUCAAACAACUAUAUCAAUGCAAAUAUUCAUUUUUCAGUUUGCAAUUAUGAAUUAAUAUCUGAGAAAAUAUAUGAUCUUAUAUGGAAAAAUUAGUCUGUGGGAAAUGUAAAUAUGAAGGUAAGUUGCACAGCGGGACCUUUCUGUGAAAGUGAACUAAGCCAGUAUAGCAAUGCAUUGCUCUGCAUGCAGUUUUAAAGUUUUCUAAGUAGGCAUGGGCUGAUAACAGAUUCUGAAGGUAUGAUAAUCGUGAGCGAAACUGUCGUGAUAACCAAUGGAAUGGAAGAUGCUCGACAUCCAAUCUAUGUCGACUGGAAGGAGCAAAUGAAUUCGUUCAUUCGCUCCUUCCAGUCAAAAUGGAUUGGUCGUCGAGCACAGUGAAUGGCAGCGAAUGUGUUAAAAUAUGUACAGCCAAAAAGCAAAAAAAAAAAAAAAAAGUUGAUUUUGCGUACUUAGCCCAUACCUAAUUUUAAGCAGAUGACAGCCUUACUACAUUUUUGCCAAUAUUUGUGACGUAUCAUGUGUGAUUUGCUUGAUCCUGAAAAUGGAUUUGUUGUCAAAUAUUUUCAACACAUUAAAAUUUUGAAUGGUAA
This is a messenger RNA of Corythoichthys intestinalis (scribbled pipefish), 1215 nucleotides long. RefSeq names its product PDZ domain containing 11 (gene pdzd11). Bases 81 to 509 code for a protein of 142 amino acids. Gene Ontology annotation, molecular function: protein binding. Gene Ontology annotation, biological process: protein localization to basolateral plasma membrane; maintenance of epithelial cell apical/basal polarity; neurotransmitter secretion. NCBI's taxonomy places the organism in Eukaryota, Metazoa, Chordata, Actinopteri, Syngnathiformes, Syngnathidae. The transcript is spliced from 6 exons. Gene Ontology annotation, cellular component: cell-cell junction; synapse; basolateral plasma membrane. The record is from RefSeq and is a predicted model, not a curated record.